UCCACAGGAAAAUGCGCGAGACAUAUUUCUUCAAUGUUUUCACCCCGUUUAAUCAGGAUAAAUUCUUCAUAUAAUUGUGGUGCCUCUGCGAGAGUGUACGGAAUAAGGUUUUGUAGCAAUUUCAAGUCCAAAUCGGCAUCAUAUGGUGGUCAGGAAGAGACAGAAAAUGUGAACAAAAUUGAGCAGCAAGAAGAAACGCCGAAAUGGAAGUUAACGAGGCAACAUUUUGCGAAACGGUACGCCAUGGAGGGCAAAGCUUCAGGAGUUGACCCGAGCAUUAUGUGGCCAACUCGGUCUGAGCUUGAGAACAUUAUCAAGGAUGAAGAAGAAUGGAAUCCUUCUCUGCAACAAAUGCAGUUAGAAAUUGCUGAAGAACAACAUGCUAAAGAUCAGAAAAGAAAGAAACGGGAAGCGUUGAUUGCAGCUAACAUGAAAAAGAUGCCUCAAAUGAUUGAGGAGUAUUACAAAAAGCUGGCUCAGAAACAAGUAGUGCUCGAUGAGCAGACAGCCAAGCGCAAUCGUCUCCUUGAAGAAGCCAAGGACAAACUCGGAUACGCCAUUGAUCCAAGAAGCAGCCGCUUCCAGAAGAUGGUUCUAGAAAUUGAGAAAGAAGAAAAGAAAAGGAAGAAAGACCUAAAGAAGAAAGGAAUCCGUAUGUAGGGAGGAGAAAAAUGUCAGAACGAUGAAAGACUUGAUGUACAUGUGUGGUGUAUCUUUAAUAUCUUGCAGCUCAGACUUUACUUGUGAAACCUGGAUUGUAUGGCAGAUUGUGAAGUCAAGAUGAUGUGAAGUAAAAGGAACUUCUUGCUAAACUUCUCCCUAUCCACACACUUUAAUGAUUACAAGAACCAGGCAUGGAAUUUCACGGAGGUCAUGGCCUCCAUUGCCUUGGUCAUGCUUGACCUUAGUGCCCCUUCAAAAACAAGUUGUUGUUAAGUAGUGGGAUGAAAAGACACAAACACUUGCAUUAUUCAUGAUUGCAGUUACCGGUAUAUAAAGAUUACAAAUUUAACAGUUGUGAUAUGAGUGGACAAAGCACUUGCCUCUCACCAAGGUGACCCCGGUUCGACUCCCGGUCGGGGCCAUAUGUGAGUUGAGUUGUGCUUUGGUUCU
This is a messenger RNA of Asterias rubens (European starfish), 1113 nucleotides long. RefSeq names its product growth arrest and DNA damage-inducible proteins-interacting protein 1-like. The record is from RefSeq and is a predicted model, not a curated record. The transcript has 2 exons. Lineage: Eukaryota; Metazoa; Echinodermata; Asteroidea; Forcipulatida; Asteriidae. Gene Ontology annotation, cellular component: nucleus. The coding region runs from base 34 to 660 and encodes 208 amino acids.